UGGGGUUUUGACGUCGUUACGCGCGGACCGAUUCCAUUUGAUUCGUGCGAGAUCGGCGGCCAAUAACAGUUUUAUUUUUUACAGUUUCCAGUGCAAAAGCAAAUUUGUAAGAGUCUAAACAAGCAAACACAUUAAUCAGGAAGUGCAGCAUUAACUUGCAGCAUUUGCAUUAACAUCAGGAAAUUAACAGCUGUAGAUUAUAACAGAACAGACAACAUGAUGUCGAAGCGAAUAUUGGCUCACACAACACGCAAGCUGAUCCGAACCAGCUCCACAUUGCACUCGAAGGCGGCGCCGGCGGUCAUGUCGCAGCAACAGCUCGAGAUGCCCGAAUGUGAGCAUCGUCCGGCGGCGUACAAUGGGCCCAGCUACGAGCAAAUUCUGAAAACGCGCAAGGCCCAUCUGACGCCCAAUUUGGUGGCGCACUUCAAGAAGCCACUGGUCAUCCACGCCGGCCACAUGCAGUGGCUGUACGAUCACGAGGGCCGUCGCUACCUGGACAUGUUUGGCGGCAUUGUUACCGUCUCCGUGGGCCACUGUCAUCCCAAAGUUAAUCAGGCGCUGAGUGAACAAAUCUCCAAGCUGUGGCACACGACCAACAUUUAUAUGCAUCCCAAGAUUCAUGAGUAUGCUGAGCGUUUGGCAGCCAAGUUUCCGGGCAAUCUCAAGGCCGUGUGCUUUGUCAACUCGGGCUCGGAGGCCAAUGAUCUGGCCAUGCUAAUGGCACGUCUUCAUACCGGCAACCAGGAUAUAUUGACCUUCCGGAAUGCCUAUCACGGCAUGUCGCCCUACACAAUGGGUCUGACGGCACACUCCACGUGGCGCUAUCCGCUGCCGGGUGUGAACAAUGGCAUCCUGCAUGUCAUGAAUCCAGAUCCGUAUCAGGGCAUCUGGGGCGGCUCGGCUUGCCGGGAUUCGCCCGUGCAGACAACGCGCAGCUGCAGUUGCGCGCCCGACAAUUGCCAGGCGGGCACGAAUUACUACAAUGAGCUGGAGCAGACGUUCAAGUACUCGCUGCCCCGUGGCAAGGUGGCCGCCAUGUUCGCCGAGUCCAUUCAGGGCGUCGGCGGCACAGUGCAGUUCCCUAAGGGUUACCUGAAGCGAGCGGCAGCGCUGGUUCGUGCCAAUGGCGGACUCUUUGUGGCUGACGAGGUGCAAACAGGCUUUGGCCGCACGGGCGACCAUUUCUGGGGUUUCGAGGCGCACGACUACACACCGGACAUUGUCACCAUGGCCAAGGGCAUUGGCAACGGCUUCCCGCUGGCUGCAGUCGUCACCACGCCGGAGAUCGCCGCCUCGCUGGGCAUGGCGCUGCACUUCAAUACCUAUGGCGGUAAUCCUAUGGCCAGCGCCGUGGGCAUGGCCGUGCUAGACGUCAUCGAGGAGGAGAAGCUGCAGAUCAACUCCCUGGAGGUGGGCACCUAUUUCCUCAAGUGCUUGGAGGAACUCCAACAGCGAUUCGAACUGAUCGGCGAUGUGCGCGGAAAGGGACUGAUGAUUGGCGUCGAGCUGGUCAACGAUCGGGAGACGCGUGCGCCCCUGGCUGCGCCCCAUGUGCUGGACAUCUGGGAGACGUGCAAGGAUAUGGGUGUGCUCUUCGGUCGCGGUGGUCUCCAUGGCAAUGUGCUGCGCUUAAAGCCGCCGAUGUGCAUUAACCGCACCGAUGUCAGGUUCGCCGUGGAUGUUCUCGGCCGAGCCAUAGCGGAUACAUUGGCCAAGCAGAAAUAGAUAUCGAAAUUCAGAUUGAAAUCGGCAAUUAACUAGAGGAAGAGACUUUGCCAUUUGAGAAUGCAUUUAUAGAAUAGCUUAAUUCAUUUACGUAAUAAAGAACAAAUUGAAGACUUGUACCGUAAAUAUCUUAAAACUAGUUCAUUUUUCCAAUAUAUUUAACUCGACUUCGUCUAUUUGGAAUGCGUGUUAGAAUAUCGUUAACAUAUCAUAUAAGUUAAAUAUGCACAGCAUUUUUAAACACCAUGAUCUAAUUCGUAAACACUUUGGGUUUAUUUUCCUAACUCAUGCUCAUACGCAAGUUUCCUAACUUCAAGUAUGUAUAAUCCUAUAAUUAUAUUCCAAUUUUUGUUUAAUUAAUUGCCUAACAAUUGACUUUACUUUAUUUAUUUAGGUGCUCAGCUUUAGGCCGCCCCUGUGCCUCAGUUACGAGGAUGUGGAAUUCACUUUGCAUAUUUUAGAAACAGUUUUCGUGGAG
Messenger RNA from Drosophila novamexicana, 2206 nucleotides. RefSeq names its product alanine--glyoxylate aminotransferase 2, mitochondrial. Gene Ontology annotation, biological process: glyoxylate catabolic process. Gene Ontology annotation, molecular function: pyridoxal phosphate binding; L-alanine:glyoxylate transaminase activity. Gene Ontology annotation, cellular component: mitochondrion. The record is from RefSeq and is a predicted model, not a curated record. Bases 217 to 1728 code for a protein of 503 amino acids. NCBI's taxonomy places the organism in Eukaryota, Metazoa, Arthropoda, Insecta, Diptera, Drosophilidae. The transcript is spliced from 4 exons.